This is a messenger RNA of Kockovaella imperatae, 1509 nucleotides long. Its product is annotated as kinase-like domain-containing protein. The transcript has 9 exons. The record is from RefSeq and is a predicted model, not a curated record. Gene Ontology annotation, biological process: protein phosphorylation. The coding region runs from base 1 to 1509 and encodes 502 amino acids. Gene Ontology annotation, cellular component: nucleus. Gene Ontology annotation, molecular function: protein kinase activity; ATP binding. NCBI's taxonomy places the organism in Eukaryota, Fungi, Basidiomycota, Tremellomycetes, Tremellales, Cuniculitremaceae.
AUGCCUCCUCGUAAAAAGGCUGCUGUUGCCGCGGCAACCUCAUCAGGUCGACCCACUCCUUCAAACUCGCAGACCACAGGCUCAUCAACAGCUCGAUCUCGCAAGACCUACAAGGGUAACGGCUGGACCGUCGAGCAGACUUAUGAUUCUACCGGGAAACAGAAAGAUGUCAUUGUCAUCGAUGAUAGCGAGAGUCCGAGCCGAAUACCAAGAAAGCGGACUAGGGCUCAAGCAGCCGCUGCAUCUAGUCAAUUGAAUGGUCAUAGUCUCAACGGAAGCGUGGUCAGCGUCACAGGCUCCACCAAGAAGCGCAAAGCCGAUGGCUCUGAGGCCGGAUCUGCAAAGAAGGCGAAACCAAAGGUUUCAGGGACUGCGACAUCGUCUCAUCAUCCCACCGCAUUGCAACCGAAGCAGGUCGUACCUGCAGCUGGGCAAUCAUCCAGCUCAUCCACCGUCCCUCCUUGGGAUGAUCCAGAAGGUCAUUAUAUUGUAAAGCCUGAUGACGUGAUCGCCGGCAAGUACAAGAUCAUUCGAUUACUCGGACAGGGCACUUUCGGCAAAGUUGUCGAGGCCCGCCACCUAGAGACGAGACGCAAAGUCGCCAUCAAGGUCAUCCGAGCGGUACAGAAGUAUCGCGAUGCGAGCAAGAUCGAGAUCAGGGUGUUGGAAGCGCUCAAGAGGAAUGAUCCAGAGAACUACAACAACUGCAUUCAUCUCGUCGAGUACUUCGACUUCCGAAAUCAUCCGUGCCUAGUGUCAGAGCUGUACGGGAUGAGUGUCUUCGACUUUCUCAAGCAAAAUUCUUUCUCUCCUUUCCCGGAGAGACAUAUACAGGACUUUGCAAAGUCUCUCCUCAGGAGUGUAGCUUUCUUGCACAAAUUACGCCUCGUUCAUACUGAUCUGAAGCCGGAGAAUAUCCUUCUGGUAUCUAACGAGUCGAGACUUGGUGGACCGAGGGUCAAGAACGCCAAGUCACGAUCGAUCCUGCGAAACACCGACAUCCGCUUGAUCGAUUUCGGAUCGGCGACGUUUGAGAAUGAGUAUCACUCGUCUGUAGUGUCUACACGGCACUAUCGUGCACCAGAGAUCAUUCUAGGGCUCCCAUGGUCAUACCCAUGCGACAUGUUCUCCAUUGGCUGCAUCCUGGUCGAAUUUUACACUGGCGAAGCAUUAUUCCAAACACACGACAAUCUGGAGCAUCUAGCAAUGAUGGAGGUCGUCAUGGGCAAGAUGCCAGCCCGGAUAGUAGAGCGGGGACGACAUAAAAAGCCCGAAUUUUUCAAAGGUCACAAGAUUGACUUUCCCAACGCCAGUGUGUCCCGCACGAGUCGCAAAUUUGUCAAGUCGUUACGAAGUCUUGCAGAGAUCAUCCCUCCCACUACCGCGCACAACAAGCUCUUCCUCGACCUCAUUGUCCGACUCUUAGAUUUCGACCCGGAUUCGCGUCUGACGGUGACUCAAGCUUUGAGGCAUCCAUAUUGUUCAAUGGAGAUAGAUCCACCUCCAUGA